AUGGCGAAAAGGCCAAUUCCAUGGAAUGAUCAGGUAGAUCUUGUGUCAUCAGAUGAUGAAGCAGCAGAUAUGGAGGCAGAUGAUGGUGCCUCUGACCAAAAGCCCGACAUCGAUGCUCUUAGUUAUCAACCUGCCGAUGAAAAAGAUUCUGAAGGGGUCAUGGUGAGAAGGGCAAAAAUAUACCAGGAGUACAUGAAAAAGGUCCCCAUUCCAUGCCAACGCGGAUCAGUCAUACUGUGUUAUUCAUGGAUGGGAUUAGCCAAAUCAAUCAAGGAGCUAUAUGGGCAGCCACUGCACUACCUCACAAACACUCUCCUAAAACAGUGGGAUCAAGCAAGAUUUGAAACCGGUGAUGAGUACCAGCCAUUGGACACCGUUAUUCAUCCUCUUAAAGCAGAAGCAACCAUCUGGUUUGUGGAGGAAGUUCAUCGCCGCACAGCUUCAUACCAUCAACUGUCAAAACUCUGGCUGGGUGAUCCAAUGCACCAUGCUUAUGUAGAUGCUAUCUUCCCAAAAAUAUGA
Chenopodium quinoa (quinoa) is the source of this 522-nucleotide messenger RNA. RefSeq names its product protein RDM1-like. Gene Ontology annotation, cellular component: RNA polymerase V complex; nucleus. The record is from RefSeq and is a predicted model, not a curated record. NCBI's taxonomy places the organism in Eukaryota, Viridiplantae, Streptophyta, Magnoliopsida, Caryophyllales, Amaranthaceae. The transcript has 2 exons. Bases 1 to 522 code for a protein of 173 amino acids.